CCGGUCCGUUCGGAGAGAGACGGAGACAGACUGAGCUCAGCUGGUGAGGAGACGUCCCUGUGUGUCCGACAUUUAUCCAGCAUAACAAAGUGAUGCUUCCCGGUGAGCGGCCGCACUCACAGGCAGCAGAGGACCACCGGAGACCCCAGUGAACCGCAGUGCGCUGUUUGGAACGGAGUACAUUUCAGCUUCUUUCCGUUCUCUGAACUUUCGGCUAGAGGCAGAAGAAAAAGGAGACGCAGUGUUUUUUUUUCUCGCUCUCCGGUAAUGUCGGGCCGCCUUUAAAGAAAAAAAACAUUCUCCGCUGACUUGUCCGCCUCCAUGCGGCUGAGGACCGGACCCGGGGAGAAAGCGAGGCGCCCGGUGUGUCCGUGUGGAUUGUGAGCGAGUUCCGGAGCAGGAAUGCCUCGGGUUUGCCCGUGAGCUCCAUGUAAAGGUGUUCGUGUUGCGGCUCUUCGCCCGGCGGACCCUCGCUACUGGAUAUACGAGGAGUGUUAAGUCUCUGCGCAGUCAUUUGCUGUAAAUGGAUCGACAGUCCAGUUUCAUUUCCAUCUGGCUACAACUGGAACUCUGUGCCAUGGCUGUCCUUCUCACUAAAGGAGAAAUAAGGUGUUACUGUGACGCGCCGCACUGCGUAGCCACCGGAUACAUGUGCAAAUCCGAACUGAACGCCUGCUUCACCAAGGUCCUGGACCCGCUCAAUGCAAACUCGCCGCUCACCCACGGCUGCUUAGACCCCAUCGCCAACGCCCCGGACAUGUGCAGUGGCGGCAGCAGCUCGAGAGUCGCGGACGCCCUCAACGGGGCCUUGUCCACGACGCUGGAGUGCUGCAACGACGACAUGUGCAACUACAGAGGCCUGCACGACCUGGCACACACCAGGGACUCGACAGAUAGGUUCCAGCCCGACAGCAGCAACAGGAACCUAGUGACGCGGGUCCAGGAGCUGGCCUCGGCCAAGGAGGUGUGGUUCCGGGCGGCGGUGAUCGCCGUGCCCAUCGCCGGCGGCCUCAUCCUGGUGCUGCUCAUCAUGCUGGCGUUGCGAAUGCUGCGCAGCGAGAACAAGCGGCUGCAGGACCAGCGGCAACAGAUGCUGUCGCGACUCCACUACAGCUUCCACGGCCACCACACUAAGAAGGGCCACGUGGCCAAGCUGGACCUAGAGUGCAUGGUGCCGGUCACGGGCCACGAAAACUGCUGUCUGACCUGCGACAAGAUGAGACAGGCUGAACUGAGCAACGACAAGAUCCUUUCUCUAGUGCACUGGGGGAUGUACAGCGGCCAUGGCAAACUGGAGUUUGUAUGACUUCCUGCUGGGAACCAGGUGACUGUCACCUCUCCACAGCCAAACAGGACUGACUCUCAAUCGUUGGCUUUUUCCCCUUCAAAAGACAUUCCCAUCUUCUUUGUCCAUUGGACUUUUGGGUUUAUGUUUUUAUUCUUCCUUUUUAACCAGUGGCAAAAAAAUACGAGACUGAUAUCACGCCGUGUUUUUUUUGCUAGAGGAGCACUUUACUUGAAAAUGAAAGGCGAAGCAGUGAGAAGCUGUGUUGAAGCUUGAGAGAGGGCAGGACUGAGGUGGAGGACGAGCUCCACUGCUGCUCCUGAGGAUCCUGGACUUUUACACUGAGCGCUGAAGGAUUCCAAAUCUGUCUUAUUUGCACAUUUGUAAAAAGAAACACACAAAAAGUUGUCAUUGCUUAAAAAAAGAAUUUUACACUGACACCAGGGUACAAAAAAAAAGACUUGAGGAGUAAAACAAUUCAGUGUUUGACUGUAGGUGUGCACACUCCUCUGUGUACAUUUCAUGAUUCAAGCUUAUUGUAAAGAUUUCAAAUAUAUAUAUGUAUAUAUAUAUUUUUGUCUGAUAAAACUGACUGGUGCGUGCGUGUGUGUGUGUGUGUCUUGUUCUGGGUGAAUGUCCAACAUCUCUCUGUGAUCAGACUAUAAGCUUGAUUGUGAGCGUGAAAGAAAAACUUCCAUUAAAAGUGACUUUUUAUUUA
Messenger RNA from Pleuronectes platessa (European plaice), 2003 nucleotides. RefSeq names its product BMP and activin membrane-bound inhibitor (Xenopus laevis) homolog a (gene bambia). The coding region runs from base 524 to 1306 and encodes 260 amino acids. The transcript is spliced from 3 exons. Gene Ontology annotation, biological process: transforming growth factor beta receptor signaling pathway; positive regulation of canonical Wnt signaling pathway; negative regulation of transforming growth factor beta receptor signaling pathway. Gene Ontology annotation, molecular function: frizzled binding. The record is from RefSeq and is a predicted model, not a curated record. Lineage: Eukaryota; Metazoa; Chordata; Actinopteri; Pleuronectiformes; Pleuronectidae.